AUGAAUAGUGGAGAAGGAGUAGUACGACAACAACGUCCAACACAUAAUCCAUCAAAAAAUUUAUUAACAAAUGAAUUACAAUGUUUAUAUGAUAUACUUGGAUCAAGUUGUGUGACUUUAGCAACAGCUGUUGCACAAGUUUUACAUGGUUAUAAUGGUACCUGGAGAAAACAAGCAUGUGGCGUUUUUUGUUUUGUUAAAGAUUAUGGUAAUCGAAGUUAUUGUUUUCGAUUAUAUGACCUUAGAUCCAGACAAUCAAUUUAUGAAGAAUUAGUACCAGCAUCACUUCGUCUUGAAAAAGCCUUAGAUGUUUUUUAUACAUUUGAUGGAACCAAUUGUAAAAUUGGAAUAAAUUUUGUUGAUCGUGAUGAAGCACAAACAUUCUCUCAUCAUUUUCAUUCAAAACAAGAAGAUCGUCAAAGUAAAAAAGAAAAGAAAAAAACUAAUGCACCACCAAAAGCACCAGCCCCAGUUAUUAGUCCACCAUCGACUUCACCAAGUGUAUCCGCUUUAAUGAAUGGAAUGAAACCAGCAGCAAACAUUGUAGCAUCACCAAUACCAACACCAACAGUAGUACCAGUAACAACCACUGCCAAUACUCCAAAAAAACAAAAUACAGUAAAAAAUCAAGGUUUUUUAACAAUUGGUCGAAAUAAAAAAAAACCUGCUCGUCCUGAUAUAUCAGCACCAAUUCAAUCGACGUUGGUUCAUGUUAGUCAUAUUGGUACUAAGGAAAGUUUUUUUAAUGAUGAUGCAACAAAGCAAAUGUUUGAACAAGUAUUAGCUGGCAUGCAUAUAUCAGCAGAAGAAAAAAUUUACGUACGAGAACUUGUAAAUACAGAUGGUGGUUUACAAAAACUUUUAGAAAAACCACUAGUACCUGUGCCUAAUGGUAAUAAUCAAGGACAACAACAAAUGUCAACAGCACCACCAGAAAUUCCUCCACGUAGUUAUCAAACUAUAGGUCGGAAUAAUGGUGGUCGUGCGCCACAUCAAGAUAUAUCAGCUCCAUCACCAGCUUCUAAUCAAUCAAAUAACAGUCGUCCUCAACCAUUUCAAGGAUUAUUUAGUCCACCUCCUAGUAUUCCACCAAGACCAGGUUUUCGUGCAUCUGAUAAUACAUAUCCAACAACACAAGCUCCAUUGACUCCACCACCACCACCUCCACCUCCACCACCGCCACCGUUUCCAGGAGGAUCUGUUACCGAUUCCCAUCGAGCACACGCUCCGCCUGCACCUCCACCACCGCCACCUCCUCCCCCACCACCACCAAUGCCAGCUAAUUUAAUGAAUCAAAAUCAAAGUUCUGGUGGUGGUCCUCCUCCACCUCCACCACCUCCUCCUCCUCCUCCUAUGAAUUCAGCUCUUUCAUCAGGACCAGUAACAAAUUCACCUGCUGUUCCAGUUGUAAGUGCAGGACGUGAAAAUUUACUUGAUGAUAUUCGUAAUUUUGGUACAUCCAAAUUAAAACAACGAUCGGAACGACCAUCAAUUCCAGACAUGUCAUCAACAGGUGAUGCAAGUCCAGCAACACAAGAUACAAUGGCAAUGAAUAUUCUUAAAAUUCUUGCUGAACGACGAGAAAAACUUAUUGGACCUGAAGGUCAAGAUGAUAGUGAUUCAAGCGACGGUGAAUGGUCAAAUUAA
This is a messenger RNA of Rotaria sordida, 1647 nucleotides long. NCBI's taxonomy places the organism in Eukaryota, Metazoa, Rotifera, Eurotatoria, Philodinida, Philodinidae. The record is from the annotation of a GenBank genome assembly.